UCCUAGAGCUUUACUUGAAAAAUAAAAACCCUAGAGCGGCCAUUACAGCCAGCAAGGAUUGCCGCGAAGAGCACAGCAAUCUCGUACUGCUCUCACGGCCGGCGACGGCGACGGCGGCUCCCUCUCUCAGGUUGCUUAUUUGCGGAGCGUGAGUUGCUCGAAGGCCAAGCAGUGUUACUUUUAACGUACUCUGGUUAAACAAACGGAGUGCAGUGUGGAAAUUUAGCAAGUUCUUAAGAUGGACGAGAGUGGUAACAUGCGUUCCGAUGAUAGAUCGAACAAAGAAGCUUCUCAACUAUCUGCAUUGCUGAAGGAAAUGAAGGAAGGAUUGGACACAGUCACCAAUAAAGUACAGGCUCUAACUGCUAAGGUAAAAUCAAACCAGCUCCCGACAUCAGAUGGGAUAAGCUAUCUUGAUGCCAAAUAUUUAUUACUUCUAAACUAUUGCUCUUCACUUGUAUACUAUUUGCUCCGCAAAGCCAAGGGGUUCUCAGUUGAGGACCAUCCUGUUGUCAGGAGUCUUGUGGAGAUAAGAUUAUUUCUAGAAAAGAUUCGACCUAUUGAUAAGAAGCUCGAGUACCAGAUUCAGAAGCUCACAAAAGUUUCUGUUGUUGGAAACGAGAAUGCAUUUGUGGCUGAAAAGGAUUCAGCUACGCCUCAGGCUAUGGAUGAUAGGUUAAAAUAUCGUCCAAACCCUGACAUGCUUGUCGGUAAAUCAGAUGGGGCUACUGAGGAUGGAGAUGGUAUAUAUCGUCCACCAAAGUUUGCCCCUACUUCUAUGGAAGAAGAUAAGGUUUCUAGGAAGGAAAGAAAUUUCUUGAGAAAGGAUAGAGAGACGCUCCUACGAGCUAGACAAAGUGAUUAUAUUAGGGAUAUGAUGGAUGAUAUGGCUGGGAAGCCUGAGGAGAUCAAAGAAUCUGUUGGAAUGGAAAAUCAAGAAGUUGCAAGAUAUGUGGCAAAAAGGGACGAACGUGAACGAAGAGAAGAGGAGCUUUUCACUCGUGCACCUCUUACAAAGAUGGAGAAAAAGAAAGAAAAAUACCUGAAGAAGUCGAGAUAUGGGAUGCGUGGUAUAACUGACAGCUUCUAUGACGAAAUAAAAACCUUGCCCAUGGAAGGUGCUGAUCGUGAGCUACCGACAGGUUUUGGUAGAAGUAGCAGCGGAAUGAGAAAACAUAAGAAGCGCAAGGGCAGGCAUUGAAGUCCAGAUGAGCAUCAGGAAAAUGGGAAUGCUUCGGGACAAGUGUGUGUCGACAUGAAAAUCUUAUUUUUGGGUAAAAUUUAUAUUAUCAAAGGGUUCUUUACUUGCUAAUUAAAGUUAAUAUUAAAUUACUAUAUUGUGUCAUCUUCAUUCUUAAAGAUUCAUUAAGGAUUAGAAGUCCAUGUUGGUUGGUACGAUCAGGAUCAGUGUGAUAUCAAACUGAACAAAUGUCCAGGAACAGUUCUGACAGGUCUACAUGUAAAGUCAUCGUUCUCUCAUAAUCUUUGCCUUUUUCUUUUGUUGUAUACUAUUUUCCGGGAACAAAGGUUAUUAGUGACAAGCGACAAAUCAAGUAUCCCAGAUAUUUUAUCCAACUUUUUUUUCAAUGUAUUUUGUUCUUGAAAUUGUUGACUUUCCAUCAAGAUGUUGACAGCUUGACAUGAUUCCUCAGGGUUCUGGAUGACAAAUUGUUGGCUGAAAUUAUGUUCAUGUAGAACUGUUUUAUGAAAAGAACUUGGUUACUGGUA
Momordica charantia (bitter melon) is the source of this 1728-nucleotide messenger RNA. Its product is annotated as Sas10/Utp3/C1D family. Gene Ontology annotation, cellular component: nucleolus; small-subunit processome. Gene Ontology annotation, biological process: maturation of SSU-rRNA from tricistronic rRNA transcript (SSU-rRNA, 5.8S rRNA, LSU-rRNA). The record is from RefSeq and is a predicted model, not a curated record. NCBI's taxonomy places the organism in Eukaryota, Viridiplantae, Streptophyta, Magnoliopsida, Cucurbitales, Cucurbitaceae.